AUGGGACGACUAGACGGCAAGGUUGCGCUCAUAAGCGGCGGCGCGCGCGGACAGGGCGCAGCCGAAGCGCUGCUAUUCGCCAGGGAAGGCGCGAAGGUGGUCAUCGGCGACCUGCUCGACGACGAGGGCAGUCAGAUUGAGGCGCAGAUAGCCGAACUCGGCGGCGACGCGACCUAUGUCCAUCUCGACGUAACCAGCGCACGCCGAGUGGGACGACCGCAGUGCAGACCGCGCUCGACCGCUACGGCAGGCUCGACAUCCUCGUCAACAACGCCGGCAUCCUCGGUGCACGCACCGGCUUAG
Messenger RNA from Geodia barretti, 303 nucleotides. NCBI's taxonomy places the organism in Eukaryota, Metazoa, Porifera, Demospongiae, Tetractinellida, Geodiidae. The record is from the annotation of a GenBank genome assembly.